AUGUCCAAACCAAGUGUCCUUGUUGUUGGUUCAGGCGGUGUCGGUACAAUUGCUGCACUCUCGCUCACAUUGAACGAGAAAUGUAACGUCACACUCGUCGUUCGCUCCGCUUUCGAUAAGGCUUCUACAGAGGGCUUCACCAUCAAUUCGGUGACAUAUGGUAAUCUUCAGAAUUGGAAGCCCACCCACGUCAGCAAAAGCGUCGAAAGUGCUGUUGCCGAGAACGGUCCCUUUGAUUAUAUCGUUGUUACCACCAAGAACAUCCCUGACGGGCCUCUGCCAUGUGAGCAAAUCAUUAGACCUGCUGUGGUGGACGGCGUGAAUACUGUGGUGCUUAUACAAAACGGCAUCGGUAUUGAAGAACCCAUAAUCAAGGCAUAUCCUAAAAACCCAGUUAUUUCUGGUAUCUCCUUGAUUGGCUCAACCAACAUCAAUUGUACAGUGGAGAAUCUGCACAAGGAUACUUUGAAGUUGGGUCCUUUCCACAAUCCUAACAUUCUGGAUGAGCUUACAAUGGAGAAGGUUAGGGAAUUUGCUCUGUUGUAUCAAAAUGCGAGCAAGGAUGUCAAUGAGGUUAUCAUAGAAGACAGCGCCUUGAGAUCAAGGUGGGAAAAGUUGGUGUACAACAUGGUGUUGAAUACUACUUGCACUGUCGCAGGAUUAGAUGUCAACAGGUGUCAGAUUGGUGAAGCAAACGAGAACAUCUUUAGACCAGCCAUGAAUGAGGUAUUGGCUAUCGCCAAAAGCGAGGGCGUGGACCUCCCCGAUCUGACCAGUGACUACUUCAUUCAUAUAGGCGAUGGCCUAUUCUACUCCCCAUCGAUGUUGGUGGAUUCUAGAAAGAAGCAACUCUUCGAGCUUGAGGUUAUAUUGGGUAAUCCUUUGAGGACGGCUUCAAAGAAUGGUGUAUCUACACCAGUUCUUUCAACUCUUUACGGUUUGUUGAAGAUGAUUCAAUUGAGAAUUAAAGAGGAGAUUGGUGUUGUUCAAAUCAACGAAGCAGACUACAAAGGUGUCAACAGUGACGACUAUCCCAAAACCUUUCAAGACUUGCAAUCUAAGAAAACAUAA
Molecule: messenger RNA, 1071 nt
Organism: Candidozyma duobushaemuli
Lineage: Eukaryota; Fungi; Ascomycota; Pichiomycetes; Serinales; Metschnikowiaceae
Exons: 1
Coding region: 1-1071 (356 amino acids)
Cellular component (GO): cytoplasm
Molecular function (GO): oxidoreductase activity
Source: RefSeq, a predicted model, not a curated record